Etheostoma cragini (Arkansas darter) is the source of this 2774-nucleotide messenger RNA. It is a transcript of the gene fgf12a, whose product is annotated as fibroblast growth factor 12a. The record is from RefSeq and is a predicted model, not a curated record. Gene Ontology annotation, biological process: positive regulation of protein phosphorylation; regulation of cell migration; cell differentiation. The transcript has 6 exons. Gene Ontology annotation, cellular component: cytoplasm. The coding region runs from base 903 to 1676 and encodes 257 amino acids. Gene Ontology annotation, molecular function: fibroblast growth factor receptor binding; growth factor activity. NCBI's taxonomy places the organism in Eukaryota, Metazoa, Chordata, Actinopteri, Perciformes, Percidae.
AGAGAGAGAGAGAGAGAGAGAGAGAGAGAGAGAGACCGUCCACUCUUGCUGUCUAAGAUGUAACACAUUGGCAACAUCCAUUCGGGGCGCACUGGGAGUAAUGCUCAGGCUACUCAUUUGUGCGCUACAACUAAUUGUCGCUUUCGGGACGACAAUCCCUCCCUACAUGCUUAAAUUACAUCGCUGCAGCAUCCCUGCAGAGUAGCCUCUGCUGCUGAUUCCAUUUCUCCAGCUGCAUUUCAAGGUGCCGUCGACAGAACCGGAGACUGGGCUUACAUAUCCGGGCUCCUGCACAGCCUCCUGGACGGGCAGCGAACGGUCUCAUUCAUCGAUGUGCAUGGACUGAAUAAUUAGGGGGUGGGGAAGUUCGGAUAAUUACUCCAGCCACGCUCGAGCGUCUCUUGCAUGACUUUAGGUUGAUACGAGUUAUCAAAAGGCGUCUGAAAGCCAGAGGAGAGGCUGGUGUGCAGAUGAGGAUUACUAAACCGUGCUCGUCAAACGCGGCGCUGUUCACCUGGAAUACCUGAAGCUUUUCAAUGACACCUAUCAGCUGCGUCAACUUAACACUGUUGCAUGUUUCCACUGCUGAAAUGUCGGCCCCUGUGGCCUAGCUCGUAGAUUUAUGUUUGAUAUCAGACCGGUGGCUGUUGAUUCGAAGCCCUGAGUGUCAGAAAGUCGCGGCAGCUUAAUUAGGCUACGUUACCGUCCAGUCAAGAGGAUGCUGCCUGAGGCGCAAUGAUGCCCGGGACUCGGAGGGGUUUCUGAUCAGGAUGACAUCUGGUUGAACACACUCGAGGACGUUAAACACAGAAUCAACUCUCGCUUUUGUUUUGAGCCAAGAAGCUGCAUCAAGAUCCGACUUCUGCCGAACUAAACUCGGUUUUCAGACUCGGUUCGGGGAGAUGGCCGCAAUCGCGAGCUCCCUGAUCCGGCAGAAACGCCAGGCGAGGGAGUCGAACAGUGAUCGGGUCUCUACUUCGAAACGUCGCCCCAGCCCCAGCAAAGACCCCCGCUCUAUUUGCGAGAGGCAUUUCUUGGGGGUCUUCAGCAAGGUCCGAUUCUGCAGCGGGAAAAAAAGACCCGUCAGACGGCGACCAGAUGCACCCUCGAAACCUCCACAGGUGUCCCAUAAGGGCUGCAGGCUAGAGCCGCAGCUGAAAGGCAUCGUGACACGGCUGUUCAGCCAGCAGGGCUUCUACCUCCAGAUGCAGCCGGAUGGAACCAUCGACGGCAGCAAGGAUGAGAACAGCGACAACACCCUGUUUAAUCUUAUUCCUGUGGGUCUAAGAGUGGUGGCCAUCCAGGGAGUGAAGAGUGGCUUCUACAUUGCCAUGAAUGGCGAGGGCAUGCUCUACAGCUCGGAGAUGUUCACACCAGAGUGCAAGUUCAAGGAGUCCGUUUUCGAGAACUACUACGUGAUCUACUCGUCCACUGUGUACCGGCAACAGGAGUCGGGCCGGGCCUGGUUCCUUGGCCUCACCAAGGAGGGACAAGUCAUGAAGGGCAACCGGGUCAAAAAGACUAAACCCUCGUCACACUUUGUGCCCAGGCCCAUCGAAGUUUGUAUGUACAGGGAGCCGUCAAUGCAUGAGAUAGAGGACAAGCACCGCUCCAGGAAGAGCUCAGGGACCCCCACCAUGAACGGAGGGAAAGCUGUCAAUCAGGACUCCACAUAGCAGCGGGGGGAGGGGCUUCCAACAUGGGGAGUGGUCUCAUCCUGACUCAAGGGGAGAGGCCAUAGGAAAACUCAUCGCCCCCACCCUAAAUUACGCACCACCAUCCCCUCUGAAAAAAAGGCGGCGUUGUGGCGAUGAGGAGCCAUUACUCUACACCCAAGACAACGAAAACAAAACUGAACUCUUGCCUGUGAAAAUCUUUUAGAUGAAUUAAUAUGAAACCAGAGGAGAGAUGGAUGAAAAAAAAAAAAACAUUUUCAAUCAGGACUUGACCAACAUUUUAUGCAAAAGAGAAAAAGCUGUGAUUAACAAAAGAAUGGUGGUCUCUCUUCACGCAAAGACAAAUAACUAUCAUUUUCAAUUUAUGCUGUGAAAAACAAGCUUUAAUACAUCUUUUCUAAAUGCUACUGCACUCCCAUAUGCUUUGUGUUAUUGUUGUCAGUAAUAACUAUAACAUCAUCAUCAUUACUAAUCUGUUGAAUCUUAUCACAGUUCAUAUCACGGUCACUGGCUCUCUUUUGUUUUUAGGACUAGUUAUUGGUUUUCCAAUUUCUCGCUCAUAGUUAUCCUCAUAGAUCCUCAAGCACUGUCCCACUACCUGUUCUGUUGUGAAGGUAAGACUGAAUGUAUUUGAUAGUUCUCCGUGUUGUACUACAGAAGAAACAGAGUGCUUAGGGUGGGAUGUAAUUUACUCAGGUGUGUACUGUAAGUGUGAAUAAAAAGACAGAUAGGGCUGUUUCAAGUACUCCAACAUGAAGUCCCCUAUAUUGUUCUGCAAUGACGGGACAAGACUGAUUCAAGCAAUAUAACAGAAAACCAUCUAGUACGUCUCUAAACAAUAGCGAUGCCAAGCUGACAACGCAUCCCUGUGGUUGGUGCGUUUGUCACUAGAGAAGACUGACAAUGAACGUUGUACAAGUAGGUAAAAGUUGGUGUCAAAGUAAAAGUGUUCCGAUAUCCAUUUAACAUAGUAUUUAACAUUUGCAAAGAAUAUUAGCUUAUUAAGUGAAAAGAUGUCCAAACUUGUCACAAAUGGCAAAGAAUAGUAUUCUCUCCAAACCAACCAGCAUCAGCACUAUGAGCCAUGGCCAAAAGAAA